Erinaceus europaeus (western European hedgehog) is the source of this 1938-nucleotide messenger RNA. RefSeq names its product 3-hydroxyisobutyryl-CoA hydrolase (gene HIBCH). NCBI's taxonomy places the organism in Eukaryota, Metazoa, Chordata, Mammalia, Eulipotyphla, Erinaceidae. Gene Ontology annotation, cellular component: mitochondrion. Gene Ontology annotation, biological process: L-valine catabolic process. The transcript is spliced from 15 exons. The record is from RefSeq and is a predicted model, not a curated record. Gene Ontology annotation, molecular function: 3-hydroxyisobutyryl-CoA hydrolase activity. Bases 337 to 1416 code for a protein of 359 amino acids.
UGCAGGCUGGUUCCCAGAAACCUGACUGGUGGAUUUAGUUUUAACCGACUAGAUACUGCCAGGUGAUUCUUGCUAAAGUCUUGUUUGUGCCUGCCGUUACUCUACUCAGCACGUAGAGGUGUCCAGCUAGCUACGGCAAGAACUGGAACUAAAAACUUAGCAACUAGAUUUUCAAAGUUUUGGCCCCAAUCUACCUGAUGAAUUGACAGUGCUUACUUCCAAGUUCUGGCUGAGGAGCGAGGACUGAAGGCUCUUGGGAAAAUCCGUGCAAGACAAAAGUUACAAGGAAGAUUUCGUUCUGUCAGAAGGACUAAUAUCAUACUGCAACAUUUGAGAAUGACCAAGCACACGGAUACAGCAGGGGAAAUAUCACUGGAAAGAAAAGGCUGUGUAGGCGUGAUCACACUAAACAGACCCAAGUUCCUGAAUGCCCUGAAUCUCAGUAUGAUUCGACAGAUUUACCCACAGCUAAAGAAAUGGGAACAAGACCCAGAAACUUUCCUGAUCAUUAUGAAGGGAACUGGAGAGAAGGCUUUCUGUGCUGGGGGUGAUAUCAGAGAAGUCUCAGAAGCAGGUAAAGCAAACCAGACGCUCGCUCAAGAUUUCUUCAGAGAAGAAUAUACGCUGAACAAUGCCAUCGCUUCUUGCCAGAAACCGUAUGUUGCACUGAUUCAUGGAAUCACAAUGGGCGGGGGAGUUGGCCUCUCAGUUCAUGGACAGUUCCGCGUGGCUACUGAAAAGUCUCUUUUUGCAAUGCCAGAAACAGCAAUAGGAUUGUUUCCGGAUGUAGGUGGGGGUUACUUCUUACCGCGACUUCAAGGAAAACUCGGUUAUUUCCUCGCACUGACAGGGUUUAGGCUGAAGGGGAGAGACGUGUUCAGAGCAGGAAUCGCCACACACUUUGUGGACUUUGAGAAGUUGGGCCAGUUGGAGGAAGACUUGCUGUCCCUGAACUCGCCUUCAAAAGAAACCAUCGCAGGUGUCUUAGAAAGCUACCACACAAAAUCUAAGGUUGAUCAAGACAAGUCUUUUAUACUUGAGGAGCACAUGGACAAAAUAAAUAGAUGCUUUUCAGCCAAUACUGUGGAGCAGAUCAUUGAAAAUCUGAAGCAAGAUGGUUCAUCUUUUUCCCAAGAGCAGUUGAAGGUAAUCAAUAAAAUGUCCCCAACAUCCUUAAAGAUUACACUAAGACAACUCACGGAGGGGUCUUCAAAGACACUGCAAGAAGUCUUAACUAUGGAAUACCGGCUGAGUCAAGCUUGUAUGGGAGGCCAUGACUUCCACGAAGGCGUGAGAGCAGUUUUAAUAGAUAAAGAUCACGCUCCAAAGUGGAAACCAGCAGAUCUAAAAGAAGUUACCGAUGAAGAUCUGAAUAAUCAUUUUAAAUCUCUGGGAAGCAAUGAUUUGAAAUUUUGAAGUGUCUGGAUUUUAAGGUAUUAUUUUGAAGCAGAAGCUGGCAUUCGAUAGUACAUCUAUAUUGCUGGGGGCUUUUUUUUUUUUUUUUUAGUAUAUAUAUCCUGCAAGCUAAAAAUGUUUUCUACAUUUUUAGAUGGUUGGGAAGAAAAUUCUAAAAGACCUGAUAUGAUGUGAAGAUUACAUGAAAUUCAAUCAUAGUGUCUAUAAGUAAAACUUGAUUGCACACGAGCUGUAACUCUCUUCCGGGUACACACGUGUCUGUCUGUCUGUGGUUGCUUUGACUGGAGUAGUUACAGUACAGAACGUCCAUGAUGCUGAGUCUGCAGUAGCCACUCUGGCCCUUUUUAGAUAAAGUUUGCCAAUCAUUGUUUUUAGAAGCUGGGUAAAAUUUGAAGGCUUUUAGAGAUUCUCAAGUUAGUGUUUCUAAUUUUAAUGGAGACUUUGUUUUAGCAAAGGUGGUUGUGUCUAUAUGUUGGUUAAACAAAUGUGUAGCUUAAAAAAAUAAUAAAAACCUUAAAUUUG